AGCAUUAGGUAUCUCAUAUCCUUCCCUAGCAAACUAGCAAUCAUCAACUUCCUCAGUUGUGAUAAAUAGGAUAUCCGUUCCAAUCAUUCGAAAGAAUUAAGAAAGUUACCAAAUACUAAAAGACAUGGACAAAAUGCUAUGCAUGGUCGUCUUUGGUGCUUUACUCGUCGCAAGUUGGGUGCAAGAUGCAACAGCCCAAACGGUGCAUGUGGUCGGGGACAACAUGGGUUGGACCAUACCGAGCAAUGGCGCGGCAGCUUACACAAAUUGGGCUGCUGGGAAAACUUUCAGGGUUGGUGACACUCUAGUUUUCAAUUUUAUGACCAACCAACAUGACGUGCUGCAAGUACAGAAAACUUCGUUCGAUGGGUGCAAUUCGCAGAAUGCCAUAGGCAAUCCCAUAAUGACAGGACCAGCAAAUGUAACUCUUGACUCUGCUGGAGAUCACUAUUUUAUUUGCACUUUUGGCAGACAUUGCCAAAAUGGCCAAAAAUUAGUUAUUACAGUGUCCAGCACCGGUACUCCAGGAGCCAACCCACCUACACCAUUUGCUGCAGGACCUUCAGGAGCCAACUCGCCUAACCCGAGCAAUCCAACCACUCCUACUGUACCUUCUCCAUCCUUUUCCACUCAACCAGAAGCUUGUGCACCUACACCGUCUGCUGCUGGACCUUCAAGUUCCACUCCUGGUGUUAGUGCUCCUCCUCCCGCUUCGUCCUCAACGACCAUAUUGGCCAGUUUUCUGCUCAGUGUGUCUUCAAUUGCCUUGGCCACUUUCCUUUAAAUUGGAUAAAUUGAGGAGGUUGUUGAGCUUUGCAUUUGUUAUGCUACAGUUGAUACUAUGAUACAAAUAACCCUG
Messenger RNA from Lycium ferocissimum, 859 nucleotides. RefSeq names its product cucumber peeling cupredoxin-like. Bases 125 to 784 code for a protein of 219 amino acids. NCBI's taxonomy places the organism in Eukaryota, Viridiplantae, Streptophyta, Magnoliopsida, Solanales, Solanaceae. Gene Ontology annotation, molecular function: electron transfer activity. The record is from RefSeq and is a predicted model, not a curated record. The transcript is spliced from 2 exons. Gene Ontology annotation, cellular component: plasma membrane.